AUGACGGUCAAGGCUAGUCACAGCUUCUCUGACAGACACCACUUAUAUACACUGGACCUCCCUGUUUACAUUACUACUUCGCCCGAGGUGAAGGUUCAGAUGUAUGCUGAUGACAUAAAAAUAUAUGCCGCAUACGAUACUACCAGCAAGAGUGAAGUUCAAGCAGCUUUUAGCCUAUCCCUAGGCCGAGUGGGCGGCAUCUGGGGCUUGACGAUCAACUUGAACAAGUGUUCCCUUCUGCACUUUGGGGAUAGCUUUUCUCCGAGGUAUGAAAUCAGUGAGACAUUCCUGGAAGGCUGCAGUAAGUUCAAGGAGCUUGGAGUCGUAUUAUAA
This is a messenger RNA of Cooperia oncophora, 333 nucleotides long. The record is from the annotation of a GenBank genome assembly. NCBI's taxonomy places the organism in Eukaryota, Metazoa, Nematoda, Chromadorea, Rhabditida, Trichostrongylidae.